Molecule: messenger RNA, 1332 nt
Organism: Pterocles gutturalis (yellow-throated sandgrouse)
Lineage: Eukaryota; Metazoa; Chordata; Aves; Pterocliformes; Pteroclidae
Gene: PPP1R36
Product: protein phosphatase 1, regulatory subunit 36
Exons: 10
Biological process (GO): negative regulation of phosphatase activity
Molecular function (GO): phosphatase binding
Source: RefSeq, a predicted model, not a curated record
AUGCACAGUGCUUGCAUUAUAAAUACUUUGUUGGGCUGAGAAAUUGAGCAUAGAUUUAUGACAUGUGCUCUAUAUGCUGUUCUCUUGCAGACGAUAAAACUAACUCUGGGCGUGUGGUACUGGAAAGAUGAUACCAACACACUUGAAUUUGCAAGCUCCAAACCAGCAGCUGAGGAAAACCUUAAGAAAGGAAAAAAUGCUCACUUGAAGGAAAUACGUGUCAAGACAUUAAAGAGCAUCUUCCAAGAUGAUUGCAGUGCAACGCUCCCUGAAAGAAGUCUAGCUGACAAAGAAGAAAAUUUGUGUAGGCUGUCCAAGGGAGUAGAACAUGAAUAUGUGACGUUGGAUGAUGUAAAAUGUGCUGCUUUGCUUUUGAAAGAAGCAAAGGAGUCACAUCACAUGCUGUCAUUUGCAGCAGUUAUGAGGAAUGAGAAACUAGAUGAGUUCCUCAUGGCCCUGCUCUUCUACCUAUCUUUUUACCUGGAAAAAAUUGCCCUGGAAAAGAAACGCAGAUCCUUGAUUUCGACUGUGAUAUUUUUAGAGAAUAAAGAAAUGGACAAUGUGUUGGCAAGGUUAGCGGUGGCCAGGAUACACCUUGCCAAGGCGUACUCGAACCUUAUCUUUGAACGAGGCAUGGCACAGCAGCACCGCCCUCCUGGUGGAAAGAGAAAAACGUCAUUGCAGAAAGACCGGCACUUCUUUGAGGGCUUCUACAACUUCUGCAGCUAUGUGGCUUGGCUUGUGUUCAGACGGAAGCACUUCCAAGUGAUCCAGGAAGAAAUUGGCAGGCUUCUUUUCUCCGACAUAUUCAAUCCCGCCUUAAGAUACAUGAACAAUGCUGACUUGCAGAAGGCAGGAGACAGGACUGCUGCUGCAGAUACAGUGCGAUUGCCAUAUCUGAGAAAAGUCCAUGCCAAGCAUCCUUCCAUAAACUACAUGGUUCAUCAGCGCUCGCCAGUGCUCAGCACACUGCUGCCCUUGCCAAAGGAGAGUGCUCAAUACCUCUCCCAGAACCACUACUGUUGGGGGAGAGACCCUCAGUCUUGCACGCGUGGCUGCCUGCCAGACUUCUCCAAAUUGUUAACUGCCAAGGUGGGCAUCAUUGGAGCUCACUGUAGUGAGUUAAAGUCUUUAGUGAGCAUGACUGGUGGGACAGUGGAGAAGAAGGAAGAAGACGAAGAACAAAAACAAGGAAGAACAAGGAGUGAUUUCUCCAUCUGGACAAGUGACCUCAGUUUUCCACCUUUGAGAAGCCCCCAAAACAGGCUGAGUAGACAGAGCACGGUGCUCUCAAGAGCAAUGGCAGAAGCUGAUUGUAAUCAGAGCAAUUAG